This is a messenger RNA of Miniopterus natalensis, 2536 nucleotides long. It is a transcript of the gene KLHL11, whose product is annotated as kelch like family member 11. The record is from RefSeq and is a predicted model, not a curated record. Lineage: Eukaryota; Metazoa; Chordata; Mammalia; Chiroptera; Miniopteridae. Gene Ontology annotation, molecular function: protein binding.
AUGAGGGGAAGGACACGAGCACUCCCCCGCCGNGCCGCAGCUGCAUCUCUGCAGGUCCUGGAGAUGGAGAGCAUGGAAACGGCCGCCGCCGGCUCGGCCGGGCUGGCCGCUGAAGUCAGGGGCAGCGGCACGGUGGACUUCGGGCCCGGGCCCUGCUUAUCUGCCAUGGAGGCGAGCGGGGGCGAUCCGGGCCCAGAGGCCGAGGAUUUCGAGUGCAGCUCUCACUGCUCCGAGCUGUCGUGGAGGCAGAACGAGCAGCGGCGCCAGGGCCUCUUCUGCGACAUCACCUUGUGCUUCGGCGGUGCCGGAGGCCGCGAGUUCCGGGCCCACCGCUCGGUGCUUGCUGCGGCCACCGAGUACUUCACUCCCCUGCUUUCGGGCCAGUUCUCCGAGUCCCGCUCGGGCCGGGUGGAGAUGCGCAAGUGGAGCUCCGAGCCCGGGCCCGAACCAGACACGGUGGAAGCCGUUAUCGAAUACAUGUACACCGGGCGCAUCCGCGUCAGCACGGGCAGUGUGCACGAGGUGCUGGAGUUGGCCGACAGGUUCCUAUUAAUUCGUUUAAAAGAAUUUUGUGGAGAAUUUCUCAAGAAAAAACUUCAUCUUUCUAACUGCGUUGCCAUUCAUAGCUUAGCUCACAUGUAUACCCUGAGCCAACUUGCUCUGAAAGCUGCCGAUAUGAUACGGAGAAAUUUCCACAAAGUAAUUCAGGAUGAGGAAUUUUAUACUUUACCUUUCCAUCUUAUUCGAGACUGGCUGUCGGACUUGGAAAUUACGGUUGAUUCCGAAGAGGUUCUUUUUGAAACAGUUUUGAAAUGGGUUCAAAGAAAUGCUGAAGAGAGGGAGAGAUACUUUGAAGAACUCUUUAAAUUGCUCAGAUUGUCCCAGAUGAAACCUACUUACCUUACUCGGCAUGUCAAACCAGAGAGGCUGGUGGCCAAUAAUGAAGUUUGUGUCAAGUUAGUGGCUGAUGCAGUGGAGAGGCAUGCUCUGAGAGCUGAGAACAUACAGUCUGGCACAUUCCAGCAUCCUGCUUCUCAUGUGUCAUUAUUACCUCGCUAUGGGCAAAACAUGGAUGUGAUCAUGGUUAUUGGAGGCGUGUCGGAAGGAGGGGACUAUUUAAGUGAAUGUGUGGGAUAUUUUGUUGAUGAGGAUAGAUGGGUAAACCUGCCCCAUAUUCAUAAUCACCUGGAUGGACAUGCAGUUGCAGUAACAGAAUCCCACGUGUAUGUUGCUGGAUCAAUGGAACCAGGGUUUGCUAAAACUGUGGAAAGAUAUAACCCAAAUUUUAAUAUAUGGGAACAUGUUUGUAGUCUGAUGACAAGGAAGCAUUCUUUUGGGCUAACACAAGUCAAAGGGAAGCUCUAUAGCAUUGGAGGACAUGGCAACUUUAGUCCUGGCUUUAAAGAUGUUACUGUUUAUAAUCCCGAGAUUGAUAAAUGGCACAACUUGGAAUCAGCACCAAAGAUUCUUCGAGAUGUCAAAGCACUAGCCAUUGAAGACCGAUUUGUGUACAUUGCUGCCCGCACUCCUGUGGACCGGGACACUGAAGAUGGAUUAAAGGCUGUAAUUACUUGCUAUGAUACAGAGACUCGACAGUGGCAAGAUGUGAAAUCUUUGCCACUUAUUGACAAUUACUGCUUUUUCCAAAUGUCCGUGGUCAAUUCAAACUUCUAUCAGACAGCAUCGUGCUGUCCCAAGAGUUAUUCUUUAGAAAAUGAAGAGGCAGUCAGAAAAAUUGCCAGCCAAGUUUCUGAUGAGAUCCUUGAAAGCUUACCUCCAGAAGUCCUAAGCAUUGAAGGGGCAGCCAUUUGCUAUUACAAAGAUGACGUUUUCAUUAUUGGAGGCUGGAAAAACAGUGAUGAUAUAGACAAGCAGUAUCGGAAAGAAGCCUACCGAUACUGUGCUGAGAGAAAGAGGUGGAUGCUUCUUCCUCCCAUGCCUCAGCCUCGUUGUAGAGCCACUGCUUGCCAUGUGAGAAUCCCAUACCGGUACUUGCAUGGCACACAGAGAUAUCCUAUGCCCCAAAACUUAAUGUGGCAGAAGGACCGGAUCAGACAGAUGCAAGAAAUACAUCGGCACGCCUUAAACAUGCGGCGAGUGCCAAGCUCUCAAAUAGAAUGCUAGGUUCUCUAAUACAUGCAGCUUAAAACAGUUAUACCUGUUUUGUGAAGCUGAAAAUAUCCAGACUGUUACUUGAAAAAGUAUGUCGAUAACUUAUUUUCUACCUGAAUUGAUGAUUGCCCCCUAUAAAGGAAAUAUAGUUAAAAUCAGAAAACUGGGAAACUCAAUUCAAUACGUGGUAAUUUUUGUUAGCUUGCAGUCUUUUUUUGCCUUUGGUCUCUGUCUUUGGUUUGUGUGUAUGUGCUAGCUAAAUAAGAUUUUACUAAAGACAAGCGUGAAAACCAAGUGUAGUUAUUUGGCUGGUUUUCUGCCAAGAAGUUAUAACUCCUUUGUCUUAGGGACUUAGGUUUUGAACAUGCUUUAAGCACCAAUUUUAUUUGCACAUUUACCUUGAUAUUCCUUUUCAUUUUUUCUC